Molecule: messenger RNA, 891 nt
Organism: Gossypium arboreum
Lineage: Eukaryota; Viridiplantae; Streptophyta; Magnoliopsida; Malvales; Malvaceae
Exons: 3
Coding region: 1-891 (296 amino acids)
Source: RefSeq, a predicted model, not a curated record
AUGAAUGAUAUUGACUGCACUCUUGGGCAGAAACCGAAGGAAGUAGUUUCUUUGCUUCGCGACGAGACAUAUCAGUGGUGGUUAUCAGUUGAAGAGGAUACUCAACUGGAUCGUCUUAAUUGGGAUUAUUUCAAUACCGCCUUCUAUAGGAAGUAUGUGGACACAAGCUAUGUAGAUGUUCGUAGGCCUGAGUUCAUGAAUCUCACGCAAUGUGAUAGGACUAUGGCUGAGUAUAAAGCUGAAUUUCUAAGACUAAGUCGCUACGCUCGAGGCAUGGUGGCAUAUGAAUACCAGAAAUGUAUCUGCUUUGAGGACGGGUUGAGGGGUUAUUAUCAAAGGUUCAUUGAGGGGUUCUCGUUGAUUGCAGCUCAUCUGAAUAAGCUUUUACACAAGAAUGCUCAUUUUGUCUGGACUGAUGAGCAACAAUCGAGCUUUGAGAAGUUCAAGUCUGUUUUGACUCAGGCUUCUAUUCUGAUACAACCUGAAUCUGGUAAGGAGUUCGUGGUGUAUAUUGAUGCAUCGCAUGUUGGUUUGGAUCGCAAGAGUCUUAAGUACCUCGUUACUGAAAAGGAGUUGAAUCUUAGGCAGCGUAGAUGGAUUGAACUACUCAAGGAUUACGACUGCACAAUAAAAUAUCAUCCCUGUAAGGCCAAUGUGGUGGUCGAUGCUCUUAGUCGUAGAGCCAUUUUUGAUUUGAGGUCAAUGUUUGCUCGCCUAAAUAUGUUUGAAGAUGGGAGUCUGUUAGCUGAGUUACAAGUUAAGCUGACUUGGAUUGAUCAUAUUCGAGAUAAACAGUUGAAGGAUGAUUCCUUGGUUUUGCAUUUUCGUCAAGUAAAAACUGGUGGUAUGUCUGUUUUUGGUCCCAAUAGUGAUAGGGUUCUGUGUUUCUGA